UUGCUGCCUUUUGUCAUCACUGUGCGUCGCUAUGUUUCCAUUAGGAUCCAUGCUUGAUCAAUUUGUUAAUAAUGCCGAAACUUCGUGAGUUGCCUGUUACCGACACCGAUUGCGUCUUGCCAGUUAGGUUUUGGUCUGCUGUUGACGUGUGGAUUAAGAAACCGCAUGUUUUGAAUAAACGACUGUGUGGCGUAAAAGAGGAGGAUUAUAAAGAAGUGAAUGGCACAGAACUUGAACACAUUUUGUCAGUUUUAUGGGGUGUUUCUUUCGACCAGUUAAAAGACAUAAUCUUUUAUUUGAACAAUGGCGACGAAUGUCAGAGUCAGCCCCUAGAUACUGAAAAUGGACACUGGUGUUACGAAGUUAGAACAAUCAUUCCUAAAGUCAACUCAUAUGGGACCCAAAUGCAUAAAGAAAUUAUGCUAAAAGACUUACCAAGAAAACGUGUGACGUUUUUGCCCUUCGAAGAAAGUGCAGAUGGAGACUGUGUCUUUCGGAAAACUAAUGUAUAUCAGAUUCAGCUCAACAACCUAAAUAACGACGAAUGGUCCAUCUCUAUAUCCACCCUGGGGGGGAAUGACUGGUUCUCUGAUGGCGUGGUCUACCCCCGUUUAUCUUGGCUGGGUGAUGAUCUGCUGCCCAGACUGGUGCGCUGGGCCAUGGACAGUCAGACGAGCGAGUUCAAGAGCACCUUGUCCCUUCUCCCCAUUGAGAAAUAUGGACCACUGUACCAAGAGCUGAAGGCGAAGUACAGGGAGAUAGUCAAGGUUUGGCCUGAAGUGACAGAUCCUGAGAAGUUUGUUUAUGAAGAUGUUGCCAUUGCGACAUAUCUGCUGGUCUUGUGGGAAGAGGAGCGGGCUGAGAGGGGACUGACGUCUAAACAGUCUUUUGUGGAUCUUGGGUGUGGCAAUGGACUCCUGGUUCACAUACUGAGCAAUGAAGGGUAUCCCGGGAAGGGCCUCGAUGUCCGGAGACGGAAGAUCUGGGACAUGUACGGUCCUCAGACACAACUGGAGGAAAGUGCAAUCAUCCCGAGUGACGGCUUCCUGUUUCCUGAAGCAGACUGGCUGAUUGGCAACCACUCGGACGAGCUGACCCCAUGGAUACCCGUCAUAUCUUCCAGGUCUGCCUACUCCUGUCGGUUCUUUGUCCUUCCGUGCUGCUUCUUCGACUUCAGUGGGAAGUACCAGCGACGCCGGUGCCGGGUCUCCCAGUACAGGGAGUAUAUUGACUUUGUCUCCGAGGUCGGCUCCGUGUGUGGGUUCCAGGUAGAGGAGGACUGCCUGAGAAUCCCCUCCACCAAGCGGGUGUGCCUCAUCGGGAGAACCAGGAGCUACGAGCGGCACAAGGAGGCCCAGAUUGAGGCUCAUAGGUCAUGCUUCAUCAGUAGCAGGGCAGGGGUCUCUGCUAAUGAUGCUCCGGCAGUGGACCAGCCCAGACCGGGGGAGUACGGAGACGGAGCGGGUUGGGGGCGGGGCUUCCAGCCCAGGCAGCGGACAGAAGCCAUCAGGAACUGCGCCAGCCUCCCCCGGGACCUGGUUGAGCGCGUGGUCUCGCAGGUGGCAUUAGCCCUGCUGUCGUUGACCUCCGUAGAGGGCAGCGGGGGAGACACCUGGAAUCGAGGAGGAAGCCUGACACUCAGGGAGGUAGCUGAGCUCCUGGACAAGGACAAACUCCUCACCCUGAAGAACGAAUGCGGAGGGCUGCAGACACUGCUGAAGAACAACCACCAAGUGUUUACAGUGGUGAAUGGCAGGGUGUCUGUGCGUGACUGGCGUGUACCUGCUGGAGCACGGAAGUCCAAACCUGGACCCGGAAGCAGACGGACAGUUACUGAGGCACGGAAAACCCGGCCGUGCUGGUUUCAUGCCCACCAUCCACAAGGCUGCCCCCUGGAGCCCGAGAACUGUGCCUACGCCCAUGGAGAGAUGGACCUGCGUCCUGCCAACGUGCCUCAUUGGAGGAAAAGGGACAUGUGACUGGAAGACAUGCAAAGGCGCUCAUGGGAACAACCUACACAAUGAUCAUUGCACUAUCCCCUGAGUUCUGUUGGCUGAGAAUCAGCUGGUGUGAUUGCCUAAGGCAGUCGCAUUAUAUGCAUAGAAGAAGUAAAGUUUGUGUGCAGGUAUAGAUCAUACGCAGAGGUGGAGGGUUCAGGUCCAGAGAGUACAAAUCCAGACCAAGAUUUUGUUUCAACCAACCAGUUGAGUAUAAAGAGUUACAGUCACAUAGUACUCAACUGGUUGGUUGAAACAAAAUCUUGGUCUGGAUUUGGACUCUCUGGACCCGAAAUCUAUACCUCUGAUCAUGCGAGGGAUUAUAUGUUAAAAAAUGGAAUCUUAAGAUAAAUGAGAUGCUUGUUUCCAUCAGUUUAUAAUCCACUUUUUAAAAUAAGGGAAGCUUUUCAUUUGAUCCAUAUUCUUUGGGACACGUGUGCUUUUACGUCUACUGACUCUGCCCCAAACGCUCCCUCAGACAGAACCACACCGAGCCCCGUGAGAUGCUGAGGUACACACUGCCAUCAAGUGGAACCGGCCCUUUCGAGUCCUCCGGAAAUGACAGAGGUUAUUAAGACGGGUCAGGCUGGUGCCUUAUGGACCAAAGAAAAAUGGUGCUUUGAGUCCGGAGCUGCGUUUAUUUUUAGUUGCUGUCGCCGGGGGAGGGUCACGAUAUACUGAACGGCGCAUUCCUGAGUUUAUUAGAGCAUGGCUCUCUUUCUGUGUAAACAUUGUAAAUAAAGAAGCACAACUGUGUAUUUCCAGGAA
Messenger RNA from Paramormyrops kingsleyae, 2765 nucleotides. RefSeq names its product tRNA methyltransferase 44 homolog (gene trmt44). The record is from RefSeq and is a predicted model, not a curated record. Gene Ontology annotation, biological process: tRNA methylation. Lineage: Eukaryota; Metazoa; Chordata; Actinopteri; Osteoglossiformes; Mormyridae. Gene Ontology annotation, molecular function: tRNA (uridine) methyltransferase activity; metal ion binding.